This is a messenger RNA of Rotaria sp. Silwood2, 975 nucleotides long. Lineage: Eukaryota; Metazoa; Rotifera; Eurotatoria; Philodinida; Philodinidae. The record is from the annotation of a GenBank genome assembly.
AUGUGGUCAGAUUUCUAUCUAUUAUUUAUAAUAUAUUUGAAUUUUAAUUAUGUAAAUACAAAUGAAAAUGAAUUUCAUUUAUAUAUGGAUAAUCAAACAUUAUGUAAUCAAGAAAUAGUCUAUUUGAAAAAUAUUCAUGCAGGAAGAAUUUAUUCACAUAUUGAUUAUCAUAAUAGAUAUCUUUAUUUCUCAGAUAAUCAUUGUACAAUAACAAUACAAACUAAAAAACGUAUAUGGAUGUCGGUGGAAUAUUUUCAAUCGAAUUCUAGUUCAUCAUUUCCAAGAUGUAUUGAUGGUAAAUAUGCUGGAAAUGAUGACCGAUUACAAAUUAUUGAUGGUUACAAAAAUGGUUCAAUUCUACGUAUUAUCUGUGGUAAAGAUACUGAUAAAUAUUUUGAUCGUACAUCAUUAAUUCUUAAAAGUUCAAUAUUUACAAUUGAUUGGCAAACAAAAAGUCAAUCAUUUGGUUUUGAAUUAAAAUUUGUUUUAUAUGAUUUAGCUGUUGAUGGUCAAUGUUUAAAUUCUAAUCAAUUUCAAUGUAAAAAUAAACGAUGUAUUGAUAAAUCAUUAAUAUGUUAUGAUGAAGAUUAUUGUGGAGAUAAGAGUCAUGAAAAUAGUUUAGAACAAAAUACUGAAUGCAUAAUGAAAAUUGCUAAACAAAACUCAAUUCAGUCCCAUUAUAUAUUUAUUCUAAUUAUUUUUUGUUGUUGUGUAUUUUUUUUACUUAUAAUAUUUGCAAAUCAAGUAUUUUCACAACCAUUUGAAGUUAUUGAUAAUAAUAAUAAUAAUCAAAAUUUUAUUCCAUUAUGUGGUUGUUUUUAUGGUAAAGCACAAAUUGAACAAGUUCCAUUUGACAAGGAUAAUAAUGAUCAGAUUGAAAAUAUUGGACAAAAUUUUCUUAAAUUAACAAAAAGACGUCCACAACCAAAAGCUAAUCUUGCUGGAUUAUGGGGUGUACCAACAAAAUUUGCUUGA